GCACGGAGGACAGCGCUUGCCGCUUGGUGCCGCCGUGCAGAUAUCGAGGAGCCAUAGCCUGUACCCUGUAGAGAGGGUGGAGAGCAGAAGCCGGCGGAGCCAUGGCGACCACUCUUUCGUUAUCCUCUCCCCUCUUCCUCGGAGCUCCGGCCAGAGCUAGAGAUGCAAUUUCGUAUGGAGUGGCUUCGGCUAGUAUAUCACCAACCACUGUAAAUGUUCUAGGCAAGGGCUACACGAGCAGGGUUCCUGUUCGGGAGCAACAGCGACGAAUGGCGAUAGUAUCUGUGCUUGGAAGGAAGAAGUCAACGGCCAAAGAAACAGUUGUCCCGGACCCUGACUAUAGGUUACCAAUUGCUAUACUUGGGAUUGCUAGUGCUUUUGCAUAUGCAGACAAUCUUCUAGCUGCUGCACCUGUAGGACUGCUGGGGCUUCUUCUUUUGUUCCAGACUACAAGAGUGAGGUUCGUCUUUGAUAAUGAGGCCCUGGAGGUGAAAGUUGGAGACCAGCUGCAGGAGUCAGGUGAAAAUGUGUUUGUCGGCGGCAAGAACCGUUGGAAGUACUCAACGUUUGUAAAUUGGGAGCUAUGGUGGCCACAGUUUCCUAUCUUGGUUUACUUCAAGGAGACCCAGACAAAGCCCGAAGGACAAAUCCACUUCUUUCCUGUGAUAUUCAAUGGUCGACAAUUAUAUGAUGUAAUGGUGGAGCGUGCUGGACCCUCGAAGACGAGUGGCCCUAAAUAGUGCCACCUUGCUUCUUCCCUCGUGGCAAUGACAUGACUUUCCAUGUCUUCUAUGGCUCGGAUCCUUGGACAAAUAUUCCGUCCUGAUGUGUAGCUUGCGCUUCCCUUCAAGUAGAAGGUCGUGUAUAUAUAUAGCGUCUAUACUUGUUGUAUCUUCAGUAGGGAUAAUAGAAACUAAUGUCAUGCAACUUUUUCUUCUGGAACUGCAACUGUGAUGAAUCAAAGCUUGUGCGAGGAACUUUCCAAAUCCAGUGAAUUGAGUUGACGGAAUUGAGGGUCGGUUUGGAUGCUGGUUCCAAAUCCAGUGACAUUUUGCUGAAAUAGUAUUGGCAUUUGAUUCA
Messenger RNA from Sorghum bicolor (sorghum), 1080 nucleotides. RefSeq lists its product as uncharacterized. The record is from RefSeq and is a predicted model, not a curated record. Bases 102 to 740 code for a protein of 212 amino acids. The transcript is spliced from 8 exons. NCBI's taxonomy places the organism in Eukaryota, Viridiplantae, Streptophyta, Magnoliopsida, Poales, Poaceae.